UACAUAGGGAAGGCAUCAAACAGCGUUGGAGGUCAGAAGAUAGACAGACAGUCGGUGCAGAUGCACACUUGAAAAAAUACCAAUUCCAGGAUCGUGUUGCUACGAACGAGUUAACAAACAAUUGUAUAGACGCAUAUUGCAUAUUUUCCACGUCUAGAAAUGGGAAUCAGAAUGACAUAGCGAGGAGAUCCGAUGUGUUUGUUGCUGCUGCUGGGAGUGAUGUGAUAUUGGUUGUGGUCUUGUCAAACCAACGGAUUUUUUUCAGUGUGGCUUUGGGAGUUUGUCGCUAUAUCCGAAACAGCAAUUAUUGAUUGGUCAGGGGCAAUUGUAAUAUGAAAAAAGAGGUGCCAGACACCCUAGGCUUUGUCCCUCAGAAAGACAUUGUUUACAACAAACUUCUGCCUUACGCGGACAGACUAGAUGGAGAGUCCAACCAGAUUCUGGCCAGCAUCAAGGAGAACUUGGGGCGAGCUGUCUACCUCCGAGAACUAUGGCCGGGAUGUAUGUUUUGGACCAGGAGACUUUCUACGUACCUGCGUCUGUACGGUAGGAAGUUCUCCAAGGAGGACCAUGUGCUCUUCAUCAGGCUGUUGUACGAGCUGGUCACCCUCCCCACACUGGAGAUCAGCAUGAUGACCUGCUUCGCACGACUACUCAUCAACCUGCUCAAGAAGAAGGACCUGCUCACCAGAGAGGACUUGGAGUUGCCAUGGAGACCCCUGUACGAGCUCCACGAGAGGAUUCUAUAUUCCAAAACGGAACACCUGGGCCUCAACUGGUUCCCCAGUUGUCUGAGGCCCCGCUCCACUUCUAAGCAUUUAAUGGUUAAGCUAGCCCAGCGGUGCUCUGUGGACGGCCUGCUGAAAGCAGUGGUCAAGCACUGUAGACCGUAUUUCCCCGAGGGUGCUACUCAGGAGAUGCUGGACGAGUGGCGUCCGCUGCUGUGUCCGUUUGACGUCACCAUGCAGCGAGCCGUCAGCUACUUCGAGAACUUCCUGCCCACCACCCUGCCCCCACACCUGCACCACAAGGGCUUCAAGUUGUGGUUCGACGAGCUGAUAGGGCUGUGGAUGUCCGUACAGAACCUCCCCGGAUGGGAAGUGAGUCUGGUCAACCUGUUUGCCCGCCUGGCCAAUGACAACAUCGGCUACGUUGACUGGGACCCCUACAUUCCCAAGAUCUUCACGCGUGUGCUGCGUAGCCUGAACCUGCCAGUGGGCAGCAGCCAGACGGUGUCGCGCUACUCUUCCAACUCCUACGACAUCAACAACGUGGUCAUGUGGAUCGCCGCCCUGCUGGGGGGCCCCAGUAAGACGGCUCAGAGUCAGCUGACCGGCCUGUUCAACAGCAUCAGCUCCUUCCUGCACCCCUCCAACCACGGACGCUGGCUGAUGAAGUUGAUGAAGUUGCUACAGCGGCUGCCGAUGUGUGUUGUGCGGCGUCUCCAUCGCGAGCGUCACCGCAGCCCCUCCUGGCUACCGCCCGUCCCUGAGGAACACCGCCUCACAGAAGAGGACAUCGAUGUGUUUGUGGAGAGCAUGAAGCCCCCGGUGCUGCUGGCCAUGUUCAGCAAGACGGGCAGUAUGGACGCGGCCCAGGCCCUGCAGAACCUGGCCCUCAUGCGGCCCGAACUCGUCAUCCCCCCCGUACUGGAGAAGACGUACCCUGCACUAGAGACCCUGAUUGAGCCGCAUCAGCUGACGGCGACUCUGAGCUGCAUGAUCGGCGUGGCGCGUAGCCUAGUAACGGUGGGCGGGCGCUACCCAGAAGGCCCCACCCACAUGUUGCCCCUCCUCAUGCGGGCGCUGCCCGGAGUGGACCCCAACGACUUCUCCAAGUGCAUGAUCACGUUCCAGUUCAUCGCCACCUUCUCCUCGCUAGUUCCCCUGGUGGACUGUUCCUCUGUGGUGCACGAACGCCAUGACCUCACGCAGGUGGAGAGAGAAAUGUGCUCGGCCUCAGCAGAGUUUGAAGACUUUGUUCUGCAGUUCAUGGACAGGUGUUUUGCGCUGAUCGACAGCAGUUCUGCGGAGGUGACGAGGGAGGAGGUGGAGACGGAGAAGAUGACGCACCUGGAGAGUCUGGUGGAGCUCGGCCUCUCAUCCACCUUCAGCACCAUACUCACACAGUGUAGCAUGGACAUAUUCCAGGUGGCUCUUGAGAAGGUGUUUAACUUCGCCACCACUAACAUCUUCGAGACGCACGUGGCGGGAAGGAUGGUGUCAGACAUGUGCAGAGCGGCCACCAAAUGUCAUCCCCAGGAGGCUCUCAGGUUAUUUGUUCCUCACUGCUGUAAUGCCAUAACUCAGAUCACCGACCAUGAGGAGGUGCUAAAUGAGGAGGAGCUGGAUAAGGAACUGCUGUGGAACCUACAGCUCCUGUCGGAGGUGACCCGUGUGGACGGUGACAAGCUCCUCCCCCACCGCGCCCACCUGUUGCGUACGCUGCGCGUGACGCUGCACCUGAAGUGUAAGCGCGGCUACAGCCUGGCGUGCAACCUGCUGUACCACACACUGAGGGCCACCGCCCUCAUAUACCCCACCGAGUACUGCAGCGUAGCCGGAGGCUUCAGCAGACCACUCAACCAGUACCUGCCCAUCAAGGACUGGGGUCGUCCGGGGGACCUGUGGAACCUUGACAUCCGUUGGCACAUGCCCAGUGCGGAGGGGAGAGCCUUCGUCUUCGAGACGCUCGACCAGCUGCUGAAACCAGAACUGGAACGCCUUCAGAAGCACACACAGGGGACACAGGAUAUGAGCAGGGAUGACGUCCUCCAGAGUCUGUGCAUCGUGCAGCAUUGCCUUCUGGGAGCUGGCAGCCUCCUGCCGCCCCUGCGGGGAGACCCCAUACCUGAACUGAUGCACAGUGUGGUAGCUCUGGAUGAAACCCGCCUGUACACAGGAGUAGAGUACGACAGGUCAAGAGAAAACUAUCGGGAGACCAUCUGUACCGUCAUGAGGCAGCUACUGAACCACAUUCUGCAACAUUCAGAAGACGACACCAAAUCGUUGUUUGCCAUCAUCAAGAUCAUAAGUGACCUUCUGCAGUUUAAGGGGACUCACAAGCACGAGUUCGACACCCGCUGGAAGAGCUUCACCCUCGUCAAGAAGUCCAUGGAGAACCGGCUCCAUGGCAGUAAGCAGCAUAUUCGCGCCCUGCUGAUCGACAGGGUGAUGCUACAACAUGAGCUGCGUAACCUGACGGUUGAGGGCUGUGAGUACCGGAGUGUUCAUCGAGAUCUGCUCAGGGACAUCCUCAGACUGUCAACUAGUGCCUACAGCCAGGUGCGUAGUAAAGCUCAGAGUGUUCUCUUCUCUGCGUUGAGCACGUACAACUUCUGCUGUCGAGACCUGAUCCCCAGAGUGCUGGAGCUACUGGAACCACAACGCACAGACGUCACGCAGCAACAGUUUAAGGGUGCGCUGUACUGCCUGCUGGGGAACCACUCAGGUGUGUGCCUGGCCAAUCUGCAGUACUGGGACUGUAUCGGCCUCACCUGGCCGGCCAUCGUGCGUUCGGGUCUCAGCACGGCCAUGUCUCUAGAGAAGCCCUCUAUAGUUCGCCUCUUCGACGACAUCGCAGACAAGAUACACAGACACUACGAGACCAUCGGCAUAGACUUCGCAGUGGCUGAUAGUUGUCGUAGCGUAGCGCUGCAGCUCGUGACGUCCGCGUCGCCCUGCACUGGUAACCCCGCCCCCACGGAGGCGGAGAUAGCAGAGGGGGAGCGGCUACAGGAGGAGAAGAACGCAGACUCACUAAAGAAGUACCAGCUCUUGGUCCAAGACCUGGUAGACUGUGUCAACGACAGAAACCUGCCGUGGAAGUUUGAGCACAUCUCUGUGGGCUUCCUGUCUCUCAUGUUGAGGGAUGACACGCCCCUUCCUGCCAACGCCGUGCUCUACUUCGUCAAGAGCCUAAACCACGACUCACUACUCGUACGCAAGGUGGCGAUCUCAGCAGUGGCGGGCAUCAUGAAGCAGCUGAAGAAACCUCAUAAGAAAGUGCCCAUUAGCCCCAAGGAACUCUGUGGCAUGUGUGUAUCGUCGGAGGAGGGGGUGGCUGGCGAUCGCCCUGACAACCAUUGGCUCCUGUACGACAGCAAGCACCUCCCGCGAUCGCAAGAGGACUGGGACCAGCAGCGCUACGUAGAGAAAACACACUGGGGAUACUACAGCUGGCCACGGAAGUUGAUGGUGUACGCCCCUACAGAGGAACAGCCAAAACUCAGCCUCACCAGAGACGAGAUGCAGGAGAGUGAGCAGAUCAUCUUUGACCACUUCUCGGACGGCGUCUUCGUCUCUCAGCUGAUCCAGUUCCUCUCUCUAGAGGACCGCAAGGGCAGAGACAAGUUCAGCCCCCGACGCUUCUGCCUUUUUAAGGGGCUGUUCCGUAACUAUGGUGACCUCUUCCUCCCGAUGCUCCGCCCCCAUAUGGAGCGUCUGGUGGCCGACACACACGAGAGCACGCAACGCUGCGUUGCCGAGGUGACCGCCGGAAUCAUACGAGGAAGCAAACACUGGAGCUACAGCCAGGUGGAGAAGUUGUGGGCGUGGCUGUGUCCGCUGCUGCGUAAAGCUCUGGACAACAUCACCGUGGAAACCUACGGGGACUGGGGUACCUGCAUCGCCACCGCAUGCGAGAGUAGGGAUCCUCGUAAACUGCACUGGCUGUUUGAGAUGCUGAUGGAGUCACCAGUCAACGGAGAGGGAGGAUCCUUCGUAGACGCCUGUCGUCUGUAUGUUCUCCAGGGAGGUCUUGCUCAGCAGGAGUGGCGAGUGCCGGAGCUUCUUCAUCGGCUGCUUCAAUACCUGGAGCCCAAACUCACCCAGGUCUACAAGAACGUCCGCGAGAGGAUCGGCAGUGUCCUCACCUAUAUCUUCAUGAUUGAUGUCAACAUGCCUCACGUGCGUCCCACCGCCUCCCCGCGCAUCUCAGACUUCACGAAUCGCGUGCUGGCUCAGCUGCGCCCUCUGCUGGAGGCGGAUGAGGAGAUCACCAACCACAUCCUGGAGGGAGGAGGAAAUGACAUCAGCAACCACCUGAUAGAGGGCGGAGGAGGGGAGGGCGACGAACGCACCAACGCCAUCAAGCUGCUCAAGACGGUCCUGAAGUGGCUGAUGACCUGUACUGGUCGCUGUUUCUCCUCCGCCACUACGGAACAGCUGCAGCUGCUGCCCCUGCUCUUCAAGAUUGCUCCGGUGGAGAACGACGACAGCUAUGAUGAGAUGAAGCAGGAUGCUAAGACCUGCCUGGCCCUCAUGUCACAAGGCCUACUCUAUACGGAGGAGAUACCACUAGUACUGGGGGUACUUAAAGAGGUGGCGGGGAGCUCCUCCUGGCAUGCUCGCUACACAGUGUUGACGUAUCUGCAGAUCAUGGUGUUCACCAACCUCUUCACCAUCAUGAGCGAGACGACCGCCGUCACACACACACGAGACAUCGUCAUACAGCUGCUGGAGGACGAACAGUUAGAGGUUCGGGAGAUGGCGGCCACCACGCUGAGCGGCUUCCUCCAGUGUAACUUCCUGUCCAUGGAUGCUGAGAUGCAGGGCCACUUCGAGACGCUCUGCAAGACACGCCUGCCCAAACGCAAGAGGAAGGACUCCGCAGUGGACACCAUCCCCUCCGCAGACCUGGUGCGUCGUCAUGCGGGUGUCCUGGGCCUCAGUGCCUGUAUUCUCUCCAGUCCGUACGACGUCCCCACAUGGAUGCCACAGCUGCUGAUGGACCUCAGUGUGCAUCUCAACGACACACAACCCAUAGAGAUGACGGUGAAGAAGACGUUGUCUAAUUUCCGGCGAACUCACCAUGACAACUGGCAGGAGCACAAGCAGCAGUUCACAGACGACCAGCUGGGGGUGCUCACGGACCUACUGGUGUCCCCAUGCUACUACGCAUAGAGGAGGGCAUGAAGAACCCCAGUGAUAGAAGAAGAGAAAGAGUUGAUUAUAUUUUAAGAGUUGAUUAUAUUUUUGUAAAUAUUUUUCCUGCGUAAAUGACUGAAGAGGAGAGAAGAAGAGGAGGCGGAGCCUCACACACACACACACACACUGCUGGAGCUUCUACCUCACACACACACACACACACACACACACAUAUAUACACACACACACACACACACACACACACACACACACACACACACACACACACACACACACAGCAGCUGCAAUGAUCACACACACCGGUAUUGAUCACACACACACGCACACAUGCGCGCACACACACCAGCA
Engraulis encrasicolus (European anchovy) is the source of this 6236-nucleotide messenger RNA. It is a transcript of the gene psme4a, whose product is annotated as proteasome activator subunit 4a. Gene Ontology annotation, molecular function: peptidase activator activity; proteasome binding. Gene Ontology annotation, cellular component: nucleus; cytosol; spermatoproteasome complex. NCBI's taxonomy places the organism in Eukaryota, Metazoa, Chordata, Actinopteri, Clupeiformes, Engraulidae. The record is from RefSeq and is a predicted model, not a curated record. Bases 333 to 5903 code for a protein of 1856 amino acids. The transcript has 50 exons. Gene Ontology annotation, biological process: proteasomal ubiquitin-independent protein catabolic process.